Prunus avium (sweet cherry) is the source of this 1107-nucleotide messenger RNA. RefSeq names its product oil body-associated protein 2A-like. Lineage: Eukaryota; Viridiplantae; Streptophyta; Magnoliopsida; Rosales; Rosaceae. The record is from RefSeq and is a predicted model, not a curated record.
AAAGACCCAAACGAACUGGACAGGUGUCACUGUAGCCACUUUACAAGUUCCACUCAACCUCAAAUCAACUACAUUUGGCAAUCUCAACUCACAACCCUCAGCCACCUCACACCUCCCCCAUGCAACAUGCAUGUCCACGUGGAAUCCUCACAACACACCACGUAUUCCCACUCCUUUAUCAAUUAUCUCUCCUUGGAAACUCUUUCUGAUCACAUAUAUUAAAGUAGUUACAACCAGAGACAGUCUACACUUGCACUGUUCAUAGUCACAGAGAGAGAGAGAGAGUACGAACGACGUCGUUCGAGAUGGCUUCAAGCGACAAGACACCGACUCCGAACCCGGCCUUCCAAGGUGACCAUCCGACGCCGCCGGAAAAGCCGAUGACAAUGGGACAACACGUGUUGGACAAAGGAGCGGAGAUGAUGCAGUCCCUGAAGCCGGUGAACCAGAUGAGCCAGCACGUGUGCACCUUCGCCCUCUACAGCCACGACAUGACACGUCAGAUCGAGACCCAUCACUACGUCACCCGCCUCAACCAGGACUUCCUCCAGUGCGCCGUCUACGACUCCGACGACUCCCACGCCCGACUCAUCGGUGUGGAGUAUGUGGUGUCUGAUAGGAUAUUUGAGACUCUGCCUCCGGAUGAGCAAAAGCUGUGGCAUUCCCAUGCUUAUGAGAUCAAAGCAGGCCUCUGGGUCAACCCUCGGAUCCCCGAUAUGAUUGGCCAGCCUGAGCUCAAGAAUUUGACCAAAACUUAUGGCAAAUUCUGGUGCACAUGGCAGGUUGAUCGAGGUGAUCGGCUUCCACUGGGGGCGCCGGCGCUAAUGAUGUCGCCCCAAGCGGUGAACUUGGGGAUGGUGAAGCCGGAGCUGGUGCAGAAGAGGGACGACAAGUACAACAUAUCAACGGAUGCUUUGAGGGUGUCGAGGGUGGAGAUAGCCGAGCCAGAGUGGAGUAAUCCGCAGGCGGAUUAUUGGAAGCAGCAUGGCAAGGGUUUCGCCAUUGACGUUAAGCACACUGAGAUGAAGAAAAUCGCACCCUUUCCUUAAAUCGGCAUGCAUGCAUCAUUUCGAUAUCCAUAAGACCUUAAAUUAAAUGUAUUUAUGC